Molecule: messenger RNA, 1774 nt
Organism: Jaculus jaculus (lesser Egyptian jerboa)
Lineage: Eukaryota; Metazoa; Chordata; Mammalia; Rodentia; Dipodidae
Gene: Cep20
Product: centrosomal protein 20
Exons: 5
Coding region: 35-496 (153 amino acids)
Biological process (GO): cilium assembly; microtubule anchoring
Cellular component (GO): ciliary basal body; motile cilium; centrosome
Molecular function (GO): protein binding
Source: RefSeq, a predicted model, not a curated record
GAUGCCGAGGCGCGCCUCCCGCGGCAGUUGAAAAAUGGCGGCUGUCGCGGAGCUGAAGGCAGUUUUAAAGGACACCUUAGAAAAAAAGGGGGUGUUGGGACAUUUAAAAGCAAGAAUCCGAGCUGAAGUUUUCAAUGCCCUGGAUGAUGACUGUGAACCUCGGCCAUCUUUGUCACAUGAAAACCUUCUAAUUAAUGAGUUAAUCCGGGAGUACUUGGAAUUCAACAAAUACAAGUACACAGCCUCGGUCCUCACAGCAGAAUCGGGUCAACCUGUAGUUCCAUUGGACAGACAGUUUCUCAUCCGUGAACUACACGCCUUUGAAGAAUCCAAGGAUAGUGCAAUGCCACUUUUAUAUGGGAUUCUAGCUCAUUUCUUGCAUGGCACUAAGGCCGGCAUCCAGAACGGGUUUCUGAAAGAGUCGUCACUGCAGCCUGCAAACCCACGCCUUGGUCAGCCACCCAACAGAAGAGAAGAGACAGGUGGGAGUGUCUGAGGUCCCCCUUUGGCUUCAGCAGUAUGACUUCUCUGAGUAUGACCGCGUGAGGAAGAAGAGCAGCGGGUUGAGCACCAGGACUGAGGGGCCUCCUGCCGCUCAGGCCGCGACACAUGACCCGCGAUUCGGGGUCUGACCUCAGAGCCGUGCGUGUGGACUGACUCGUCAUCCCAGUGCCGCCAGCGCGCACACAUCACCGCUGCUGCCCGGCUUUGUGCGGAUUUGAGUUUCUGCAGAACAGCCCCUGUGUGUUCCUGCACUUGUGAAUAAAGACUCACCUGGGUAUGACGGGAAGGAAAAUGUAUUGUUUUCAAGGUCAUGUUUAUAAGAAGUACUGUGUACAGUUUAAAAGCAUGCGGCUCUGUGGCAGCUGGUGUCUGUCUCAGCGUGGUCUUCUGACGUCGGCCGCAGGCACUGCUGAAGCAGCCACGUGGCAAAGCUGCGGAGAAGUGGAAGGAGCUGGCUGAGAACCCGGCCCCAAGGCCUUGCCGUGCAAGUGCUUCAGGGAGGGCACCCACCAACGAGGGGACCGGCGCUGUCUCUGGAGCCCCUGCUGAUGCUUAAAAUGUCAGACCCUUAGCUAGAACUGCCCUGGGCCUGGGGUUGCAGCUGGGAUAGGUGUGAACUGAGCUUAAAAAAAAAAAAACACGGCUCUGAGGGCUGGCGCGUGGCGCACUGGUGGACCGCCCAGCGCCUCCGUACCUGGUUCCAUCUCCAGCACCGCCUGCAAGAAGGAAAACACAGGUGUUCAUUCUUACCCUGUGUUCUUUAAUAUGCACAUUCAUUAAACUUCCUUCCCCCUGGAUUUAUGUGGAUUUGUAGUACAUUCAUAUUAAAUUAAAACAACAUUAGAAUCAGGAAAACUAAUUCCUGAAAAGUUAAUUUUAAGCACUUGCACAUGCCACACAUAACUGGAGAGAUAGCUUGGUAGUUAAACGCAUUUGCUUGCAAAGCCUGAUGCCCUGGGUUCGGCGUUCUCCAAACUCACGUAAAGCCAGAUGCACAGAGGGUUCAUGUGUCUGGAGUUUGUCUGCAGAGGCAAGAGGCUUGCUGUACUCAUACCCGAGAAUGACAACCCUGUAGGACUAGAUUAAGAAAGAAACACUGGCAUUGGUCAUUUUGGUUAAUGAUAAAAAUCAGAUAACUAAAUUGUCACAUGUAGUGCAAAGUGCCAUCCUGUGGGUCUGUAGUCCCGUCCUGUGAGUUCUGUAUUUAGUUUUUGCCUGGGCACCUUGUCUCCCUUUAGCAAAUCAUUUAAUAAAGCAUUUAAGCAGCUCA